AAUACAUUGACAUAUAUAAAAGGGAAAAUAUGGCAUCCAGCUCGUUUGUUGUUAUUAUUAUCAGAGACGGUUUAGUAUAGAGUAUCUUUGUUAUUAUUCAGCUGUGUGGUUGUGUUCAGUGCGUGACUCAAACACAGUAACCGUCGUGGUGUUUGAGAAGCGUUUUGUUGACAUACUGGAACAUGGCUAACUCUGCCUGGUCAGAGAAAAUACUCCAACUCCUCCGCCGAAUGAAUAACUUCCAUUUACCAGGCUCCUGUCGCCCUCACUGCUUUAGGUUUGAGAUAAACGAAGCCCAAGUUGGUUGGAUUCCUCCUCACGUCGCUUCGCGGCGUGUUGCCCUCUGGGAAACUGAGUUUGACGCCCCUGUACUAAGGGAUGUGACAGGGCAGAUAAAUUGGGGUGGCAGAAGCUCAGUUCUUAGGGAACUGGGUUGGAAACCGGAGGGUCGCUGGUUCAAGUCCCAGUACGGACCAGCUACCAUGGAUUGCAUUCCUGUCUUUCAGAAGUACAGCGUGAUGUCAAAAUUCUCGGACCCUCCUUUGAUGUGGAUGGAGAGAGCCGCUACAAGUCUUUUUGGGGUGAAGCGGUAUGGCGUCCAUAUCAAUGGCUACACAGUCAGUGAGGCUGGGGAGGUCAGCAUGUGGCUGGCCCGACGCUCCCCGACUAAACAGACGUACCCUGGACUACUGGACAACGUGGCAGCAGGCGGUCUGGCUGCUGGUGUUGGCAUCAAACACACUCUGGUCAAAGAAUGUCAGGAGGAAGCACGUAUCCCAGCAGCCAUUGCUGAGAAGGCUCAUCCUGUGACCACAGUAAGCUACACCUACGAGGAAGAAGACGGUGUGUUUGCAGAAAUUCAGUUUGUCUUUGAUCUGGAACUGCCUCGGGAGUUCAAGCCCAGAGUAGGUGAUGGAGAGGUGCAGGAGUUCUACCUUCUGCCCAUAGAUAAGGUGAAAGAACUGCUGGCCACUGAGGACUUCAAACCCAACUGUGCCAUGGUGGUCCUGGACUUCCUCAUUAGACACUCCUUUAUCGAGCCAGACGCAGAACCAUGCUAUCAGGAAUUUGUGGCAGGACUCCAUCAGACAUUAGAGUGAAGCUGAGGAGUGGGCCACCUGGCAGAGGUUUACAUUCAUCAAAUCUUAGCCUUGCAGCAGUCAACCUAUAUGUUGU
Perca fluviatilis (European perch) is the source of this 1176-nucleotide messenger RNA. It is a transcript of the gene tpk2, whose product is annotated as thiamin pyrophosphokinase 2. Gene Ontology annotation, molecular function: 8-oxo-dGDP phosphatase activity. Bases 183 to 1100 code for a protein of 305 amino acids. The transcript has 10 exons. Lineage: Eukaryota; Metazoa; Chordata; Actinopteri; Perciformes; Percidae. The record is from RefSeq and is a predicted model, not a curated record.